UCGUCGGCCACCCAAACUGCGCCCCGACUAUUCAAAACUCGGUACUGACCAUCCCUUUUCGUCUCCGUGGGCCGAACUUGUCGCGCAAUACGUUGAAAAAGAGGACGGUGCACACCCUUUUGUUAUACGAGAUCCAACGUUUUUGUGUUUGGUUGUUGCGCGAAUGCUUUCAGGGGAUAUCCGGGCACGAUUGACUGUGGAGCAGCUGAAGAUCUACCAACCCUGCUUACCCAGAGCUUUGGUCUUGGUUCGAAUUGAGGCAAUCGGCCGUGGCAUCCCCACUCCCUGUGCGAUUCUGUACGCCCCCAAACAUAAGGAUGAUUUGGCACGCCCAAACCUCGAAUGGUCCUCAGUCACGCCUAAUUCGAGACUCAUUCUGGGCUACGUAAGGACUGGGGACUUUAACCAUUCCGUCGGGCGAGGCACGGGUCUCGGCUUCAUAAGCCUGGCUGCGCUUGUCAUCGCGAUGCAUGAGUCUGGCACAGCUUCUUUACCUCGCGGUCUCGGACGUGUGUUGAUGAAGAACCCUCGUACUACUCGGUUGAGACCAGUUGAUAUCAACGUGGUCCUUUGAGACCUCCAAGAGCGACGUAGUAGUAUUGUUCAUACCAUACCCCUGUACUUCUGUAUACAUUUGGAAGAAUUUGUCCAACCUGUAUCAUAUGGAUAUCAUAUGCUUGUCUUCCAUUUUCUUAUUUGCUUAUGUGAACCAGAGUAGCUAAUCUUAGCAGUUAGCCCACGGAGGAAAAUUAAAC
This is a messenger RNA of Dicrocoelium dendriticum, 755 nucleotides long. NCBI's taxonomy places the organism in Eukaryota, Metazoa, Platyhelminthes, Trematoda, Plagiorchiida, Dicrocoeliidae. The record is from the annotation of a GenBank genome assembly.